AUGGAAGUGUUUGAGGAGAUUGAGCAACAAGACCCUUCUCUAAAGACUGCCACCAUAGGCUUAGUGGAAGAUGAUGCUAGUAAUGGAAAGGAAAACGAAAAUGAUGACUAUCAUGCACAUCAAUCCAGAGUCUUGCAAGAACAAUUUGGAAUUGAUGCCGAAGAGCUGCCACCUACUCGAGAACCAAGUCAUAAUAACCACGGAGACGUACUAACUGCUAUUCAAAAGGUUAAAAUGAGAAUACAAAGGAGGAAAGAACAAAAUUCAAUUGCAACCCAAACCGAUACAUUCAAGGAUUCAGAUUUAUCCAAAAAGAAUUUUGGAUUUGAAACACAGAUCCUCAAGACAACAUGUAUCACAUCAACUCCUUCCAUGGAAUCAACCCAGCAGAUUCAGAGUGAAAGAUUAGAAUCUAUACCUUUAACACAAUCUAUUCAGACAGAUUCCAUGAAGAGAUCAAUUUCACUAUCGACGCAGCAGAUUCAGACGGGAACCGCUGAAUCAGUGGAUCAGCUUGCAUCAACGCAAAUUAUUCCCGCUGAGUCAGAUAAGAGAACCACUGAGGGAAAAGCUCUCAAUACCAGAAAAGAAGAUAACGACAACGAUAAUAUUAGUGCUGACGAUGAUGAUGAUGAAACGCUCGGAAGAUCCGAAGGACCGCUCCACGUUUCUGACGAUGGGCACGGAAAUUCUAACAAAGCAUACCUCAACGCAGUAGGACAGCAAACCCAGGUGAUGCAGGCCACUGGAAUAAAAGUGAUUACGCAGAAAGGCGCUGAACAGGAUUCUGAUGAAGAAAUGAUUAGACCCAAAACAAGGCGUAAUCAAGAUACCUCAAUUCUAGAGUCUCUGUUUGUUGACUCUGAUGAUGAUUCUGAUGAUGAAAUUAGUAAGAAUAUUCCAGGUUAUGCAAGUAUGAGUAGGGACGAGCGAUUGGCUGCUCGUAAAUUGGAACGUCUGAAGCUGAGAGAUCAAAAAAAAUUAAAACCUAUAGGAAACGAGUACUUAAAUACGCAAGAAAAACUGGUAAGAAGAGAUGCUGUUAAAAGGAGAGAAACCGAAAAGCAAAGGGUUUUGAAAAAGCAACAGAAACUUGAUGCGAUAAGACAAAAUGAACUGCUGAAAAAGGCAUUUGUCGAAGUGAAAAUUGCUAAACCUACAAAAUUCUCUAAAGAUAAGCUGCUACACGAGUUCAAUCUGGAGUCAGAUAAGGAGAGUAGCAAAAGUGAUGAUGGAAUACACCAACGUGACACCAUAUCUACUAUACCAACAUCCCCUGAGAAACCUGUACCUAGUCUUCCAGUGACUAAAAUGAUCAAGAAAAAGCAUUUUAAAGAUAGUGAAAAAUUGAUUAACUUAGACUCGGGUUCUGAUUCGGGAUCCGAUGACAAUUAUGUUCAUGUUGAUGAAGAUUAUGAUGAUCCUAGUGCAUCACUUAGCUACAAACAGAAAGAGCUUGAUAUAAAGCUGAAGUAUGCCAAAAAGAGGUCCAAAGAGCUCGUUAAAGCAAAGAAGGCUACAUUGGCUGACAUAAUACGUAAACAUAAUGAAAAACAACUAGAGGAAAUAUUGAAGGAUAAAACACGUAAUAUGACAAACAAAGAAAUCAAACUAACUGAGGAAAUGCUGACCAAGAUGUUAAUGGAGGAGCAAACCAAAAAUGCUAGAAAGCUGAAGAAAGAAGAAAAUGAGUUGAGAAAACUGGAACGACAAAGAAGAUUACUUAGAGACGGUAAGUUAGGACACGAUAAUUCUGAAUCCAGUGAAUAUUCUAGCAAUUAUGAUAUAUCAUCAAAUGAGUCAGACUACGAUUCAGAUGCAGAACUUAAAAAGGCGGAAGACAUUCCUUCUUUCAAACUCACCAACACAGAUGCAUUCAAAGAUUUCGACCUAUCAAUGUCGAAAUUAGCUGAUAAAGAACACACUCAAAGAGAAGCUGGGCAGCUAUCCACAUAUGAUAAGUUUAAGAAACUAAAAAAUGCAGAGGAUUCUAGCGAGGAAGAGGUAGAUGACUCGGUCAUGGAGCAUAAAGCCUCUUUUGGUCAGAAAUCUUUUUUAACUGAACAAUUGCAAACUCAGAGUUUGGUGGAAGAUGGUCCGAAUGAUGCGCCGAGUGAAGUCCCUCUAAAAGACCUUUUAGAUUCGCAAAAUCUGAUUUUAGAAACACAGGUAGACGCUGUCGAUCCUUGUAGUAUAGAUCAAUCUACGCAAGUAUCACCAAAGGAAAUUUUGGAGUCGAAGAACAAUAAAGUUCAACAAACAGAAAGUGAUGAAAUUGCCAUAGAAGUUGUGUAUGAGAAUAAUAAAAACGGUGAGAAAGUGAGAGAAGAUAACUAUGUAGAAGCUAGUGAUGUGGAUGACGAUGAAGAAGAAAAAAUCAAAAUUGGCAGGAAAAGUACAAUACUUGAUAAAAGCAACGGCAAUGGUACUACUCUGGAAGCUAUUUUUCCUGAUGAGGAAACAGAAGAACAACGACAAAUGAGAGCACAAUUAAUAAAAAAUGCAAGGAAAAAAGAACGUCAAUUGGCACGUGAAAGGAAACUUAAAUUAAAAGAAAGUGGAUUGAGUGAAAUGAUGGAAGGGGAGGCAGUUGAAUCUGAGGAUGAAUAUCAAGGUAUUGGCGGUUCUGAUACUGACUCAUCAGAUGACGAAAACAGUGAAGAUGAAAAGUUAAUAGAUGAUGCAAGUAAUUUAGAAAUUGAUGAAAAUGAAAUGCGUAAACUUCAGCUGGAAAGGGAGUUGAAGGAGGACGAAGAGAAAGUUGCUAAAACAUAUAAAGACGUUAAGACUCAUAAGUUAGCAAAGAGGAGAGCUAAAAAUGGAAUCUUUGAUAUCGAAUUAUCCGACGAUGACGAUGAAAUGGAUGAAAUGUUAAAAAUCAAGGAAUUCGUUCGAAAACGUAAAUUGAGAGAGCAACAAGAACUGAUGGAAAGAAGCAGAGUUAAGAUAUCAGAUAACGAUCCAAAGAAACCAUUCUUUGACGCCAUGGCUGUCAACAUACCCUCGCAUGUUUCCAUUUAUAAGGAUUCGUUUAUGAAUACUCUAAGUGAACUAAACGACGAUGAUGAUAGUAACGAUGGAGAAGAAUCAAGGCAAGAAAUAUUGGAAGAUGAAAAACUCAAAGAACAUUAUGAAUAUCUACAACCUCACAAAAAACGCAAACUUAAUUCAGUUAAAUCUUUUCAAGACGAUGCUGACUUUAUGUACGGCUCUUUUCAAGACAUGGAAGCAGAUAGGCUAAAACGUGAUGUUCUAUCCAGUGAUAGUGGCGAUGAUAGCGACGAUGGCACCCAAGAAUUACGCAAACUAAAAAGGAGGACAAAGGUAAAGUUAACUAGAAAAUUGGGUGUGAGGCAGGAAGUCGGUGCUGAAACAGAAGUUCCUGGCUCACAAGGAUCACUUAGUAUUCUAUCUAACUCUACGACUUCGAUUACAGCAUCAUUCAAAAAAGCAACCGAAAAGAAAGUGAAGAUUAGUGCCAAUACAGGUAAUGUGAUUGGUGAUGUUACUGUGACCACGACCACUAGGUCAGUUACAAAUUCGAAGGCCGCCAUCACCAGAUUGGCUUCCUCUGAGAGUACCAAACCAGAUUUGGGAAAGCGUGUUGUUAAAGGUUCGGAAGUUGACAGGUUAGAGAGAAUGUUGGCGAAAUCAAGGAAGAGGGGUAUCAGAGACAUUGCUCAACGUUAA
This is a messenger RNA of Pichia kudriavzevii, 3690 nucleotides long. RefSeq lists its product as uncharacterized. The transcript has a single exon. The coding region runs from base 1 to 3690 and encodes 1229 amino acids. Lineage: Eukaryota; Fungi; Ascomycota; Pichiomycetes; Pichiales; Pichiaceae. The record is from RefSeq and is a predicted model, not a curated record.